AUUUUUGACUUGCAAGAUUCUCCCAUUCUAGGGUACUGAAGAAAUACCUUUUUCUUCUUCAUCCUUUCAAAUUAUUUCUAGGGUACCAAUCUCCCCCUUUUUUUUUUCUUUUCCUCUCCCUUUUCAAUAAUUCAUUCCUUAAAUAUUUGAAUUUAACUGUCAGAUCAAAGAAAUUGAAAUCUUCAGUUAUUAUCAAAAUCAAAUAUUCGAGAACUUUUCCAAUUUGGGGGUAACUGUUCGUUUCUUUAUCACUGACGGGGGCAAUUUAUCAUUCAAGCAAAGAUGUCCACGAGUUCCAGGAGUGAUACUACUGAUGACUCCAUUUUUGAUGUGGAGGAACUAUUACAAAUUGAAGCAAGAUGUAGAGAGUUAAGAAAAGAGAAGGAUUUGUUGAAAGAAACGCAAUCACAAAGCUUUGACCUGAUCAAAAGACUGGAACUGCAUGUAAGGAGAUUGAAUGAGGCCCGCUUAGAUGAUAAGAGGCAAAUUCAGGAGUUGAAGAAAGAAUUGAAUAACUGCCAUCAGGAAAUAGACUUUUUGCAGGACGAGUUAAACUCGAGGAAUACAACCGUUAAUUAUUUGGAAGAGCGUGUCGGAACCUUAGAAAUGAACAUGAAUGAAUUAAACCUUCUGCAGGAGGAGGUUGUCAGAUUAAGCGAGGAACUGAAAAAAUCAAACUCCGCGUGUGAUUUCUUGAGCGAGGAGCUAAUCUCUAAGGAAACACAACUAGAACAAUCAAGAUUACAAAUAGAAAAACUAGAAGAGUCCAUCGCUUCUUCUGCGUUGGAGUACCAAUGUGAAAUCGAGAGCAUGAGGCUGGAAAUGAUGGACUUACACCCGAGCUGCUUCAAGACUAAGGAAUCCAACGAGUAUUGUCAAGAAUAUAAAAUUUUCCCGGGAAGUGGAGAAGAUAUGUCAUCUGAACUCGUUAAAUACGAAGAACUCGUUAAACAACUUAAAGAAGAACUUAAGAAAGAGAAAUUAAGAUCGAAAGAAGAAGCGGAAGACCUCACUCAAGAGAUGGCGGAAUUGAGAUACCAAUUGACGGAGUUGCUAGAAGAAGAGCGUAAACGUCGUUCUUGCAUCGAACAAGUGUCUUUGCAGAGAAUAUCCAAGCUAGAAGCGCAGCUUCGGGAAGAGAAAAGGAGAUAUGUUGGUCAUGUGUAUAGUAUUUGUGAAGCAUAAUAGUUUUGUUGAGUUUUUUACUAUGUUGCUUUGUAAGAUUUUGUGGACGCAUAGGAUGGAAUCGAACCGGGUUUUGAAAAUCUUGUGCGAUCCCCCUCUUUUGCACGAUGUAUAGUGUGCUCUUAUGUCCUUUGGUUGGAGUAAGGCUGCGUAUAUCCAUUGUAGUAAGUUUGAAAGAGUAAAAGCUCAUUUGAGAUGACAAAUAUUUAGAUGGGCUUAUGUAAAGUUGUGAUUUUAGAAAGAAAAGUGAUCAGUUUUGUGA
Messenger RNA from Amaranthus tricolor (Joseph's coat), 1447 nucleotides. RefSeq lists its product as uncharacterized. The coding region runs from base 283 to 1185 and encodes 300 amino acids. NCBI's taxonomy places the organism in Eukaryota, Viridiplantae, Streptophyta, Magnoliopsida, Caryophyllales, Amaranthaceae. The transcript has 5 exons. The record is from RefSeq and is a predicted model, not a curated record.